Messenger RNA from Trametes versicolor FP-101664 SS1, 882 nucleotides. RefSeq names its product alpha/beta-hydrolase. NCBI's taxonomy places the organism in Eukaryota, Fungi, Basidiomycota, Agaricomycetes, Polyporales, Polyporaceae. Bases 1 to 882 code for a protein of 293 amino acids. The transcript is spliced from 3 exons. The record is from RefSeq and is a predicted model, not a curated record.
AUGACGAUCACAGAACGUACCUUUGUCUCUGCGGACGAUACACAGAUCUAUGCUGAGUCCGCUGGAAACUCUGCCAAGCCCGCUAUCGUCUUCAUACACGGACUGGCCAGCAGCGGAGUGUGUUGGGACAACCAGUUCUCCGACCCGGCCUUGCUUCGCGACUUCCAUCUGGUCCGAUACGAUCUGCGCGGGCACGGCAGAAGCGGGAAGCCACUCGACCCCAAGUCCUACGAGUCGAUACGCUUCGCAGAGGAUUUCAAGGCAGUCUGCGAUGGGUUCGGUUGCAGCAAACCCUUCCUCGCUGGUUGGAGUCUCGGAGGCAGUGUAGUCGUAGACGUAGUCGCUGCAUACGGCCCGUCCUUCCUCUCCGGGGUCCUCUACAUCGGCGGAGGCAUUCUUUCGCUCACCAAGUACCACCCUCUAUGCGCCCCACCGCUCAUCGGCGAUCUCAUCCCUCUCUUCUUCUCUGCCAACUCCGACGACGUCUCGAGUGCUGCAGAAAAGUUCGUCGACUCGUGCGCCGCCCCUGGGAAGCCUCUCCCGUUUUCUGAGAGGCUGAAGUGGCUUGGGGCGUUUGUCUUGCAACCGCGCACGGUGCGGUGCAAUCACCUCUCCCGCACGCAGCCAUACGAAGUCUGGGAGCAGCAAGCGCGCGAUCUGCCGGUUCUGAUCGUGCAGGGUACGGCGGACCAGCAUUGCCUAUACGAGAACAUGAUCCGUCUGGCAAGGAGCGUAUACAGGGAGGUGGAGGUGAAGAUCAUAGAUGGGUGCGGGCACUCCCCGGCGGUGGAGUACGGGGCGGAGACAAAUAUUUACAUCUAUGAAUGGACCAGGGAUAUCGCCGCUAGACAGAAACCAUCAGAAUACCCUUGUGCCUUAUAG